AUGGCUCCUGAUGAACUGAAGAUACAAUUGACGGAAACAGAAGAGAAGAUCUGCGUGUUAUUGGAUAAAUGUAAAGAAUAUCUUCUAGCAGAAAAAGGGAUUUCUACAACGUGUAGAAUAGCAGGAGGAUGGGUCAGGGAUAAGCUUUUGGGCUCUCAAAGUAACGACCUUGACAUUGCUCUGAGCGACAUCAUGGGCCUCGCUUUCGCUCAACAUCUCGCUGAAUUCGCCAAAAGUCAAAAUAUCGAGGUCGGAACUAUCAGCAAAAUCGCGCAAAAUCCAGAUCAAUCGAAACAUUUAGAGACAGCUACAUUCAAAAUGUUUGGACUGGAGAUUGACCUAGUGAAUUUGCGUAGUGAAGAAUAUGCUUCGAAUAGCCGUAUUCCCACUGAGGUGACAUUCGGAACGCCGGUACAGGAUGCGCUACGGAGAGAUAUGACUAUAAACGCGCUCUUUUACAAUGUGCAUACGCGUACAGUUGAAGAUUUUACAGGAAAGGGUCUCAAUGACCUACGCAAUGGCAUAAUUCGGACACCUUUACCUCCUCGGGAGACCUUUUUGGAUGAUCCAUUGAGGAUCAUCAGAUGCAUCCGUUUUGCAAGCCGCUUUGGUUUUCAGUUUGUUCCCGAACUUGAGAACGCCGUAAAGGAUCCCACAAUUCAGGCAACCCUUGUCUCGAAAGUAGCCAGAGAACGAGCAGGGAUGGAACUGACGAAGAUGAUGAAAGGUCAGGAUCCCGUUCAUGCUAUUUCUCUUAUACAGGAUCUCUCCCUGUUCGACCCUAUCUUCUCCGUCAUACCGACUGAUGUCGUCUCGACGUUUUCUCACCCUCGAAGUGCAAACAUCGACUCCCUGAAAGCCACUUCAAUCUUAAGGCUUCUCCUUUCUGAUACCUACACAGGUUUGACUCCGUUACAUCCUCUUCUCACAAAGGCCAUUCACGAAGACACGACAUGCAAAGACCGCCUCUAUCUCGCCGCUACACUCACGCCCUACCUGGGUGUCACCUACAAAGACAAAAAGCAUAGAGAAUUUCCCGCUAUUACAUAUGUAAUACGGGAAUCACUAAAACUUGGGACGCAGAACCACUACCUGGACGGCAUACCUGCGCUCUUCGCGGCUUCUGAAAUCCUGAAAAAUCCAGACCUAAACCAAGAGAAGUUCAGACAGUCCUCUGAACGGGUAAUCAUUGGCUUGAUGCUUCGCGAAAAAGCUGUUCACAACGCUAACACAGGGUCACAUUGGACUAGUUCCUUGUUGUUCUCGUUACUUCAGGAAUUAAUACCAUGUUGCGAGACCAUCGAGGAGGUAUCUGCAGCAUCUGAAAAGAUCACUAUCUACAAUCGCUUUGUUGAGCGUGUUGAAGAACUUGCGCUGACUAGUGCCGUGGACGCUAAGCCUCUGGUUGACGGGCGGGAGAUAGUUUCAUUACUAAAUGUCAAAGCUGGUCCGUGGACUGGUACAGCGCUCGCUCGUGUCGUCGAAUGGCAACUCGAACACCCGGAAGGUUCAAAAGGUGAAUGUUUGAUGUGGUUAAAGGAGCAACUUUCAGCUGGCACUCUUGGCAUUGACCAGAACGGUCCAGUGAGCAAGAAAGCACGAAUAUAUAAGUAA
This is a messenger RNA of Lentinula edodes (shiitake mushroom), 1614 nucleotides long. RefSeq lists its product as uncharacterized. The coding region runs from base 1 to 1614 and encodes 537 amino acids. The record is from RefSeq and is a predicted model, not a curated record. The transcript has 9 exons. Gene Ontology annotation, biological process: tRNA 3'-terminal CCA addition. Gene Ontology annotation, molecular function: ATP:3'-cytidine-cytidine-tRNA adenylyltransferase activity; RNA binding. NCBI's taxonomy places the organism in Eukaryota, Fungi, Basidiomycota, Agaricomycetes, Agaricales, Omphalotaceae.